Messenger RNA from Zerene cesonia (dogface butterfly), 5073 nucleotides. Its product is annotated as kinesin-like protein CG14535. The coding region runs from base 9 to 3896 and encodes 1295 amino acids. The transcript is spliced from 7 exons. Gene Ontology annotation, molecular function: microtubule motor activity; microtubule binding; ATP binding. Gene Ontology annotation, biological process: microtubule-based movement. The record is from RefSeq and is a predicted model, not a curated record. Lineage: Eukaryota; Metazoa; Arthropoda; Insecta; Lepidoptera; Pieridae.
CCCCGAAAAUGGAUAAAAAUGGCUACUUUUCCUACGUGUCCUCUACCGCCAAGAAGAAAAAGAUCAGCCUUAUGCAACCUCGGCCUCCGCGGAUGGCUUUUGAAGAAAAGCGACGGCCAGGGGUGGCUGAAAGGGUCCACGACAGUACGGCCGCGAACGCCGUGGAGUGCAGACGCGUGGAGUCUAUGUCGCAUCGAGCUCUAGCGGACGCGCCACGCGCGCGACUGUACACGCAACUCGAAAGUUAUCAGCCGAGAUAUCAUACGAUACGUGAAAAUAGUGAAAAGCGUGAUAGUGAGUGUAAGAAAAGAAGGAAUGAACAGCGGAAAGGACACCAGCAGACAGUCAGGACAGCGAAAUGCAGCGGAGGUUCACCACACAGAGAGAGAAGGCGGCGGGAGGAAGAGCCUCAGCCUGCAGGCUUCAGUGCGGCGCUGCACCGUACCCCGCCACCCCCGCCCCCCGCAUUGCUCCGGCGACUGGGGGUUAAGGAACCCACUGGACUCGGCAAGGUGAAAGUCAUGCUCCGGGUGGGUGCAACAGGCGAGGGUCCAUUCACGACUGGAACCCAGACAUUUUCACUGGACAAACGUAAGAAGCAAGUUACUGUCUGCGAGACGGUGCCCCCCAGCACGGCCCCUGAAGACCGUAAGGUGGGCGUGGCUGCGCCUAAAAUGUUCGCAUUUGACGCAAUCUUCUCCCAGGAUGAUUCACAGAUCGAGCUGAGUUCGAGUGCACUAACAGACGUGAUACACGCAGUUAUAAAUGGUACAGAUGGUUGUCUUUUCUGCUUCGGACAUGCAGGACUAGGCAAGUCGUACACCAUGCUAGGGCGACCUGACGCCGCUGCAUCCCUCGGCGUCAUCCCCUGUGCCAUAUCCUGGCUGUUCAGGGGCAUAGCGGAGCAGCGGCACAAGUGCGGCACCCGUUUCUCCGUUCGGGUAUCAGCUGUCGAAUUGUGCACGAAUACGAACCAAAUCAGGGAUCUGUUGGCGCCCUAUCAGAAUGAUACGGAGCAGUCACCAGGAGUAUACCUUCGAGACGACCCUCUCUUCGGAACGCACUUACAAAACCAGUCAGAGCUCAGAGUGCAUAGUGCCGAGAAAGCGGCGUUCUACUUAGAUGCAGCUCUACACACGAGAGGAACGAGGGAGGAGGGCAAGGACAGUCAUCUGUUGUACACACUCCACGUUUACCAGUAUAGUGUUGGCGGCAAAGGAGCAGUUGCCGGCGGUCGAAGCCGAUUACAUCUAAUCGACUUAGGAAACUCAGAACGCGGAAAAACUAACGGAGGGAUACCAUUAUCCGGCUUAGGAAAUAUACUUCUUGCGAUUUUCAACGGUCAGCGCCAUUUGCCGUACCGAGAUCACAAUCUUACUCAUGUAUUAAAGGAAUGUCUCGGAUCCCUUACUUGUCAUACUGCUAUGAUAGUUCACGUAUCGCCCAACGUACAAAAUUAUUCCGACACACUCGCCACUUUGCAAUUAGCAUCCAGAAUACAUAGAUUACGACGAAGAAAAAUAAAAUAUCCUUCAAAUAAUGCUGGUUCGGGCGGUAGUUCUGGUGAAGAUGCUUCGAAACCUAGCAGUAGCGAACCUGAUCCAUCCAGCAGUGAUCUCUCAGCUGACACAGUGAUUUAUGUUGGGCCGUUAGAUGAUGGAACUGAUGGCGAACAUCCUCCUGUUUAUAUACCAAGUAUUAACUCGGGAGAUAAUAGAUGCUCCAUAAGUAGAGCACUAAGAGGGUCAUCAGCUGAACAAAAGCACAAAUCAUCCUUAUCUAAAGUAGUUGAAGAGAAAAGUCCUCUACAUAAAAUGUAUUCAACACAAAAAUCUUCACCGCUUAAAAAUGCAGCACCCGUGAAUACUCCGAAAUCUUCUCCCGUACACGCCCCUACCACUAAAAUGACGCCAUUAAAAAAACCAUUGACAAAACAUGCAGAUGAAGGCAAAAGUACAAGUGACGAGCAAUGGAUUGAUGGCCCAAGAAUAUCGAAAUCAAAACUCGUAGAAGCUCGUCAUAUAAUCAAAGAAACGCAAGGAAAGAAACGAGAAACGUGGAUCGAUGGACCUAUGCAAGAACCAAAGGUUCCACAACAAUUUGAGUCUGUACCGAUACAACCUAACCCAAAUCCAGUACCGCUUCAAGUUGGAGUACUUAGCUCUUAUGCUGGUGAAAGCAUAGGUUAUGGUUACAUGGACAGUCAUAAGAAAAAUAUGAUUAGAAAAUGGGUCGAAAAUCAAACAUCUCAAAUACAAAAAUCAAGGCACAAUUCACCGAGUCAUAAAGCACAACCUUGUACAAAAGAAACUAACAGUAAGAUUCUAGAUGAACCCGAAACUACACAUAAAAUGGAAGUAAUGAAGGAUGGAAGGCGAAUUCACGUUGAAGAAUCUACAAUAAGAACAGGUCUAAAAGCAGGCUCAAAAGCUAUAGCAAUAGAAGAAGAAAACUUUGAUCCACCUGAAUCUAAUUCCUCCAGAAAACCUUCCAAUGCCAAAUCAAUAACAAAAAGUGAGGUCGACGAAGACGACGAUAGUGAAGAAUUGGCUGAAAUACCUCCAGCGCUUCCAUUAAUACAACCAAGCAGUCUUAACAGUAGAGAAGUUUCAAUGGAAAGUUUGGAUAGCAAAUAUAAGGAAAGAAUGAGAAUGGAUGAUGAAAUGGUGUCAAAUCAUAGUAGAGACAUUGAUUCACAUGGAAUGAGCAAAGGGCGAAAUGACGAUGAAGACGAAAUUUUAGAAAUUAUUGAAGUCGAAGAACCCUUAGAACCCGUUCCUAUGCAAGACUCUUGCCUGCAAGUUACGGAAGAGGAUAUAGCAUUUUGUAUGGGACUUACAAACUUUGAAGGAGAUGAUGAUGAAGAUCAUCCCCUUAGAAUUUUAAGUCAGGAAAAUUUAACAGUAGCCUCUACAUUUACGGACACAUUAUCUUUGUAUAGCGAAGUUGAACGCCAAAUAAGAAAUGAAGCAUAUCUUAGACAAACAAUGGAAUUUUAUGCACAGACCUUUGGGGAUCAUGCAGGUGAUAUAAACCCAAUUGGUAGCUUACCCACUUCAAGAUCUAGAAUUGAUGAUCUCAUAGACCUAACAGAACUGUACGGCCCUAGAAAGUUAUCUGAUGGAAACAACUUUCCCAGUUCAAGGAUAGCUCCGGUAUUCCAAUCAAUGUCACUCUGUAACGUUAGAGAUACAGAAGAUUAUCACGACGGAUCAGUAUACAGUGAACCAGCCUAUAGACCAAGUGAUAAAAUAUGUGAUAGUUGUAAACGGACGAUGUCAAGACCGGGUAGUGUUAUUGGAGAAUGUGAGGUAUAUCAGAAUUUAGACAUAACGCAUAACAAUUGCUAUGGUCCAUUCGAGCGGUACAGAGGCAAUGAUAUUACGGAUGCGCGUAUUGCAUCGUUGCGACAUCCGGAUGGAGCAUCCGAUCCGAAUUUACGUGAAGAAAACAGAACACCUGGUAUUGGUGCACCGUCCAAUGCCUUUCGGGAGCUAAAAUCAAGCAUGCAUUUAGAAGUUACACCGCCUGUAGUUACAGUUGAACCACGUUCCGAAAAAUGCGAAAAAAGUGAUAAAGGAAUUGCAAGAGUCGUAGCGAGUUCCAAGCCCGAUGGUUACGAUAGUGGCCAUGAAUCUACGCCAAGAACAGGAAAGCAUAGUCCUGCUGGAACAUCAAGAAGGGCUGAAUCAGGUUACGACUCCGUACCGCGCGACUCGGACGCAUCUUCCCUAGAUUCUUACCCAACUCGAAGGGCGGCAGUAGCAAGGGCUCACGCCAAGAAACAUACAACAGCCAAAUACAAACAACAUAGUGAUCGAUCAUUUUGCUCUUGGCUAAGAAACCCUUUCACGUGCAAAUACGCAGAUACUGAUCCCGAAAUCAGUGACUUCUAAUAUUUAUAUCGUACAUUGUAGUCGGUAUUUUCUAAGUAACAUGUAUCACUAAGCUACGUUACCGAAUUUAAUCUGGAGACUGCUUUUGUACUCUAGAUAUAUAUGUAUUUAUAUGACAAAUGCUUUGGCACUGAUUCUUAUAAUGUUACCAUUGUAUUUUUAUAAAUCUCAAUGCUUCUAGUACCGCUCCGAAGUAUUUUAAGUGUCAUUUAGUAAAAUUUAGCGAAGAAUACGUGUUGUAAAUAAUAUGUUAUACAACGAAUAUCAAACGGCUCUAUUAGAAUUCUGCUCAUUUUGUACUUUUAUAUAAUGUUUCUACUUCUUUUGUUACCUAUAUAUUUUCGACUGUUAUAGCGUUUUGACAAUGUAAAUAAAUUCUAGAGUCUUCCUUAGUCUUCCUCGGUGUGGAAGACGAAACUUUUCUAUACAUCACGUGUAAACAUUUCUUCCGAUCACUUAUCGUCGCUUUUUGUAAUUUAAUUUUGGUACAUUGUUAAAUCUCACUUAAAUCCACGAAAAUUAUAUAAAGGGCAAAUUGGCUAUUGAAAAUAGCAUAAUAAUAUACAUUCACCAAAAACUCGAGUACUACUUAACUUAUAGACCAAAACAUAUAAAAUCUGUAAUUAUUACCGCGAGUAUUAUCAUAAGAAAAUGGCAGACAAUACAACGGUUAAGUAUAAAUCGAAGUUACAACAUAUCAUAGAAUUACAUAUUCGCAAUAUACGAGUACAUUUCAAAUAAACUAACUAACUAUCUAAUAAACUACUAUCGACUUCUCCGGCCUUUGGAAUCUUUGUAAGAUAUGUGUACAAAGCAAAGACAAAUCAAACAAAUCUAAAAUCAUAACAAAUUGUUCAGCCGUUGUUAUUUAGUGGUGUAACUAACCGCACUUUCUUGUAUUGUUUUAUUUAUAUAGACUAAGAUUAUUGUGAUAUAAGUGAGUGGAAGAAAUAUAAUGUUUUUAGUAGUAAGACUGUUGUCAUGGCCAUGUUCUAGCUUUAAAAUUUCGGCGCGUCCGUAUGUAAAUAACUUGCAAUCACUGUGGCUUUAUCGGAUGUUGAUAAACUUAGUUAUCGCUUUAUUGUCAAUGUUCUGUUAUUAUACUGUAUUGAUAUUAUAAAUAUAUAUCGUAAAUUCUACUAUGCGUUCGUAUUAGUUCGAAAUAAACUGUUCUAUU